UUCUCUGAUUCUCUGCUAAAUGAGCUAUAGGUCCACUGGGUUGACAAGGAAGAUUAUGUCCUCAACAACCUAUCAUUAAUAAAAACAUAGCUCCUAUAUUUCUUAUUAGAUGGACAAAAGAUUUGCUUCAAAAAGAGGGGAUUGCUAAUAUUGUUUCAUUCCAAUUGAACAAUUUCUACAACCUGUAUGCCAAGAUUAUAAGUUUGAUUAAAAAUAUAGAUAAUCAAGUGCGGAAUUUAGGGGAAAAUGCAUCCUUAUUAUUUGUAAAGAUAUAUGUUGAUCAUGUAGCCUGAUGGCCAGUCAGCCUGGGUGUUUUUAUCAGGAGGUUAUUGACUUGUUUCUUAUAAUCCUUGUUUAGACAAAAGAAGUCAAAUUACUAAGUGUAGGUAAAAAGAAAUUAGGUCUUUAAUAUAGAACUUAACAUUUACACUUUUAAGGUAUUAUUUCUUGUAAUAAAAUUAUCUCAAACUUACUACUAUAUUUUCAAAGUAUUAAAAUAUAAACAUUUAGACAAAAAAUUUAAUUGCUUUGUAGAAUCUUGAACAUUUGAGAAUUAAGAGUUGACCUAGCAGGUGUUUCUUCUUUGUUUCAAUCUUCCUUCAUUCACCUAUUCAACAAACUUUGGUUGAAUAAAUAAUGUUACCUGCCAGCACUUUGUGUUUAUCAUAGUAAAUUUCUUACCUAAAUUUUGUGAUUCAAAGGGCGUCCAUAGGAGUCUGUCUUUUCCUGCGGUGCAGUACAGAGCUGUUCUUCAGUGUUGCUUGCAGAAAGAGUAGUAACAUCUCCCAAGUACCCCCGGCGAUUUGUAUUAAACGGUGCAGGAAGGAAAAAAGGUGGUGGGAAAUAAUAUAUUUCCAUUUGCAGAAAGAUAUGUCUACCCCACAUUUUAUCUGAGCCAAGAAAUCAUUACCAGUUAACAUUAGGCAAAAUAAAUAGAAUGGUCGUAGAAAGUGAGUUUUGCAUUUUAAUAUCUAACUACAUAUUCUCUUUCAAUUUUCUGUCAUGCACUUGUGAUAUAAAUAAACAAAAAUAGACUUUAGUUUUUAACGUGACAUAAAAAAUCCACAGAGGUACUUAUUUGCAGACAUUCAGUUAAAGUCUUUCUAAGUCAUCUUAUACAUGGUGAGUAUUUGGACUAUUAAGUUACAUUAAAAUGCAAUCAUUAAAUUAACAAAGACUAAGUAUGAGUUAUAUAUGUUGUAGCAUAUACAAUUUUUGAAAUCUCAAAUUUCCUUAGGUAUUCUUGGACAUAUGUUAAAGAAAUGUAAAUUUCAAUGGAAAGGGAAGUUGAAUAUAUAAGUGAAUAUGUCUGUUUAUUGUUUGGGUCACAUUCAGACAAGAUCAACUAGGUUUUAUUAAUUAAAUUUACUUUUAUUAAUUUAUUAAUUUUACUUUGAAAAAUUAACAAGACAAUGUUCAUAUUUAAAUGAGCAUGAUUUUGAAGUUAUGGUAACACACAGUUGAGCCAUGCCCGCACUCAACAUUUAUGUAUCUACUUUUUACCUUGUGUCUGCUAGUUGCUAACAGUUAAUAACAUUCAUAAUUCAAGGAAUAAUAUACAGAUUCUACCUUCAAAGUACUUAAAAUUGAGAUAGUGCAUAAAACUGUACACAUUAACACAAUAAAAGGCAGAAUAAAGUAUCUAAGCGUGGGUGAUACCUUCACUACCAGUUUUUACUAAAUUGUGAAAUAUCCUUUACUGCUCUUUCAUGGUCUUUGGGACAUACAUGUCCCAGUUAUAUGUUCCAUCCCUGGAGGUUUAUUGGCAGGGAUUUGAGCCAUUAGUACAUUCUGCUGUCAUGGUAGAUACUGGUGCAACUGCCUAAAAAUCAAGGAAGUUGUUCUAUGUCACAUUUGAGUGUUGAGAGCCAUUCGUAUAAGGGGAUGGUUUCUGGAUGCUUCCCGGAAAAGCAAUAGUGUGAAACUCCUGUGUCUUUUGGCUUCUAUACAGCAAGAUAAGGUUUGCAAGUAUGUUUACUAUUUCUGUUGUGUUGCUGGGAAGACACAGUUACCAGCAUUUGGAAAUAUUCAAGUAAAUGAGUUAUUUUGGGGGUGAAAACCAUUUGUGAUACACUCCCAGGGCCAUGGAAUCAAUUCGUUCUAUGGUGUGAUGUGCUUCAUGGAACAUGGUACUGAUAUGGCUCACUCUAAGUCAGACUGAUAGCAGUUAUCUGCAGCAAGUGCAAUGUUUAUUUGGUAUUUUGUGUGUAUUUUUGGAAAGUUGAGUAAGAUAUCUUACAGCUAAAGUGUAAUUAAAAAUUGUUAUGGGACUGAUAUAUGCCCUGUGUUUGAUCUGCUUCAUGUAACAUGGGAUUAAUAUGCCCUGCCUGCAAAUGGCACCCCAUUUAAAAAAAAAAAAAAAAAACCACCAACAAUGAUUCAGCAUCCAUUCUGUUAGUGAAAAAAAAAAAUGGCGCAUCAAAAAUCUGCAAAACAAAACAAAAAAAGUCACCCAUGAAAGUGUUAAGGAUCAGAAAUAUUUUUAUUGAUGAGAAAUUUUAAAUAGUUCUUGAUUAGGAACUGAGGACAAAUAGUCUAAGAAAUACCAUGCAUACAGUGGUUGCAGUAUGUGAAAUCUCUUAAUAGGGCUAGCAUAAUUCAUCAUCAAACACACACCCACUAUUUCCCAAGUGUUUCACAUCACCAGGCUUCUUGGUUUUGAGCCUAACUUGUGGCUGUUGGUUUCAUUCCCUCCAGAAAGACACCUGUGGAGAGAUGAAAUGGAUGUCUACAACCAAACUACCAUCACAGAGUUCAUCCUCAGUGGUCUCUCUGACCUCCCAGAGGUACGCUACCCUCUCUUUGUGGUCUUUGCUGCCAUCUAUCAGGUCACCUUGGUGGGAAAUGGGGCCAUUCUCCUUGCUGUUGGAACUAAACAAAAGCUGCACACACCCAUGUAUUAUUUUUUGGCAAAUCUGUCCCUCUUAGAUAUUUUCUGCCCAUCAGCUACUGUUCCCAAGAUGCUCAAGAACCUCUUGACCAAGAAUCAAAGCAUUUCUUUUGUUGGAUGUGCUUUGCAGCUUUUUUUCCUAGUGGCCCUGGCAGGGACCGAGGUCUUCCUUCUCGCUGUCAUGGCUUAUGACCGGUACGUGGCCAUAUGUUUCCCCCUUUCUUACAUCCUCAUCAUGACAAAGGGGAGCUGUGUGAAGCUUACAGCAGGGACCUGGGCAUCAGGGUUUCUCAAUUCUCUUCUGCACACGGUGUUCACGUUCCGCCUGUCUUUCUGCAAGUCCAAUCAGGUCAACCAGUAUUAUUGUGGCAUCCCUCCAGUGGUGGCCCUCUCCUGCUCUUCCACGUAUGUGGCAGAAAUGCUUGUCUUAGUGGUAGGAGGUAUCUUGGGCAUCAGUGCCUUUCUAAUCACUGGUAUCUCUUAUAUCUACAUCAUAUCCACCAUCCUAAAGAUCAGGUCAGCUGAAGGGAAGUGCAAAGCCUUCUCCACAUGUGCUUCUCACCUCCUUGUGGCUUGUUUGUUUUAUGGUACAAUGAUAUUUACCUAUAUCCGCCCCUCCUCCAGACACCACUCCCCAGCCAGAGACAGGCUCAUCUCAAUGCUGUAUGGGGUUAUUACCCCAAUGUUAAACCCCCUCAUCUACAGCCUGAGAAACACGGAGGUAAAAGGAGCACUCAGAAAGGUUUUAUGUCAUAAGGCAUGUUUAAAGCAAGGAUGAUAUUACUCAGUUAGCAUUCCACUUAAUCUGAAUUCACAAGAAGGUUUGGAAGAAUUCAUAGGAAUAAUAUUUUACAUUGACAUAGAGAGGACAUACCUAUGUAUAGACAGAAAUUUAUACACACACACAUAUACAUAUAACUAUUGUUACACCUAUCUAAAAGGAACUCCGAUGGAGCAGUGGUUAAGUGCUCAGCUAUUAACCAAAAGAUCAAGGAUUCCAACCCACCAGCUGCUCGGAGGGAGAAAGAUGUCAGGUUGCUUCCAUAAAUAUUAAAACCCAUUGCCAUGGGUUGAUUUCUACUCAUAGUGGCCCUAUAGGACGAAGUAGAAAUGCACCAUAGGAUUUCCAAGGAGUGGCUAGUGGAUUCAAACUGCGACCUUUUGGUUAGCAGCCAAGUUCUUAACCACUGUGCCACCAGACCUCCCCAUAAAGAUUACAGCCUUGGAAACCCUAUGGGGCAGCUUCGCUCUGUCCUGUAGGGUCAAAAUCUACUCUUCAGCAGCAGGUUUAUAUCUAUCUAUACCAUGAGUUGCAAUCGGGUUUGGUUGUUUUGGUUAUAUACCUAUGUGUAUUUAUCUAUUGGGAACGUGAAAUUUAUCUUAAAAACUGUCAUAGGUUGAAAUGUGUCCCCCCAAAAUAUGUGUCAACUUGGUUAGGCCAUGAUUCCCAGUAUGGUGUGGUUGUUCUCCAUUUUGUGAUUAUAAUUUUCCUAUGUCUUAUAAAUCCUAAUCUCUGCCUGUGGUUAAUGAGGCAAGAUUGGAUUAUGCUGAAGAGGAUUAGGGUGGGAUAUAAAACCCUUGCCCAGGUCACAUUCUUGAUCCAAUGUAAAGGGAGUUUCCCUGGUGUGUAUCCUGCACCACCUUUUAUCUUACAAGAGAUAAAAGGAAAGGGAAGCAAGCAGAGAGUUUGGUUGUUUUGGUUAUAUACCUAUGUGUAUUUAUCUAUUGGGAACGUGAAAUUUAUCUUAAAAACUGUCAUAGGUUGAAAUGUGUCCCCCCAAAAUAUGUGUCAACUUGGUUAGGCCAUGAUUCCCAGUAUGGUGUGGUUGUUCUCCAUUUUGUGAUUAUAAUUUUCCUAUGUCUUAUAAAUCCUAAUCUCUGCCUGUGGUUAAUGAGGCAAGAUUGGAUUAUGCUGAAGAGGAUUAGGGUGGGAUAUAAAACCCUUGCCCAGGUCACAUUCUUGAUCCAAUGUAAAGGGAGUUUCCCUGGUGUGUAUCCUGCACCACCUUUUAUCUUACAAGAGAUAAAAGGAAAGGGAAGCAAGCAGAGAGUCGGGGACCUCAUGCCACCAAGAAAGAAGCAACAGGAACAGAGCACGUCCUUUGGACCUGGGGUUCCUGUGCAGAGAAGCUUCUAGCCCAGGGGAAAAUUGACAAGAAGGAUCUUCCUCUAGAGUUGACAGAUAGCCUUCCUCUGGAGGUGAUGCCCUGAACUUGGACUUCUAGCCUACUGGACUGUGAGAAAAUAAAUGUAACUUUGUUAAACCCAUCCACUUGUAGUUUUUCUGUUGCAGCAGCACUAGAUGACUAAGACAAAAACAGAUUUUUUUGUGAGUAAAUAUGGGACUGUUAUUAAUUGCACUGGUAGAGGAGGUACAAACUGAGUCUUUCUUAAAUAAACAUGAAUCUAUUACCACAUUGUAUACCCAUGUCCAUAUCCCUACUUAUACCUAUACUUAUACACACCCAUACAUAUAUAUCCACAAAUCUACAACUUCAUUUUUAUUUCUAUAUCUAAAUGUCUAAUAUAGCCAAAACCAAAAAUCAAACCCACUGCUGUGGAGUUGAUUCCAACUCAGAGAGACCCUAUAGGACAGAGUAGAACUGCCCCCACAGGAUUUCUAAGGCUGUAAUCUUUAUGGAAGCAGGCUGCCACAUCUUCCUCCUGUGGAGCUGCUGGUGGGUUGGAACCGCUGACCUUUCAGAUAAUAGUGAGAGCGUUAGCCACUGCGCCACCAGGGCCCACUUCUAUCUUGUAUUAACCUCUUGUAUCUAUAUAUCAUAUAAUUCUAAUAUAUCAAUAUAUAAUUUUGCUCUUUCUCUUUUUCAGCUUUGGUUUCCCCUUUAUAAUUCCGUGCUUCUCUUCCUUUCCUGUGACCACAUCCAUUCUUGGUUCUACACGUCCCUCACUUGGAGCAUUUACUUUUCUCCAUCUCUGAGCAAACAUGUUUAAAUUGGUUGACUAUAUUGCUAUCAUCUUAACCUCAACAUAUUCAAAACUACAAGUAUCAUCUUCACACACACACACACACGCACGCACACACCAAUCUUCUCAUUUGCUACACUCUAUUUUUGUUAUUUGCAUCAUUUUUUCUCAGCUACUCUGAUUUUUGUAGUUAACUGUCAUUGAGUCAACUCUAACUCAUUGCAGCCACAUGUAUAAUAGAAAAAAACAAAAUGUUGCCUGGUCCUAUGACAUCUUUAUGAUCAUUGGUAAGUUUGAGGCCCUUGUUCUGGCUAUUAGGCUCUGCUUUGCCUUGGUGCUCAGCACUUCCAUUCAGUGUGAAUAAGGAGCUAUUUUUUCUGACAGUAAAUUACUCUCCAUUCUCACUUCCUGUAACCCACAGAAAUAAGAACGUUUUCUCUCCGGGCUACUGAAUAUGUAAUAUAUCAUAUUAGAUAAGCAAUGCGAUAUGAAUUUCUCCAUAUUUUUGCCCAAAUCUUUGCACCCCAAUUGUUGUUGUUUGGUGCUCAUAGCGACACUAUGUACAACAGAACAAAACACUGCCAAGUCAUGUGCCAUCCUCACAAUCAUUGCUGUGCUUGAGCCCAUAGUUGCAGCCACUGUGUCAAUCCAUCUCUUUGAGGCUCUUCCUCUUUUCCACUGACUCUCUACUUUACCAAGCAUGAUGUCCUCCUCCAGGAACUGAUCGCUCCUGAUAGCCUGUCCAAAGCAUGGGAGACGUAGUCUUACCAUCCUUGCUUCUAAGGAGCACUCUUGUUAUGCUUCUUCCAAGACAGAUUUGUUAUUUCUUUUGGCAGUCCAUGGUAUAGUCAAUAUUCUUCUCCAAUCCCACAAUUCAAAGACAUCAAUUCUUCAGCCUUCCUUAUUCAUUGUUGAGUUUUUGCAUGAUAUGAGGUGAUUGAAAACACCACGGCUUGGGUCAGGCACACCUUAGUCCUUAAGGUGACAUCUUUGUUUUUCAACACUUUGAAGAGAUCUCUUGCAACUAAUUUUCCCAAUGCAAUGCAUCUUUUGAUUACUGCUGUUUCCAUGGGUGUUGCUUGGGGAUUCAAGUAAAAUGAAAUCCUUGACAACUUCAGUCUUUUCUCCAUUUAUCAUGAUGUUACUUAUUGGUUCAGUUGUGAGGAUUUUUGUUUUCUUUAUUUUGAGGUGUAAUCCAUACUGAAGCCUGUGGUCUUUGAUCUUCAUAGUAAGUGCUUCAAAUCCUCUUCACUUUUACCAAGGAAGGUGGUGUCAUCUGCAUAAGGCAGGUUGUUAAUGAGUCUUCCUCCAAUCCUGAUGCCCCUUCUUCUUCAAUAUAGUCCAGCUUCUUUCAUUAUUUGCUCAGCACACAGAUUGAAUAGGUGUGGUGAAAUGAUACAACCCUGACACACCUUUCCUGACUUUAAAGCAUGCAGCAUCCCCUUGUUCUGUUCGAACAACUGCUUCUUGAUCCAUGCACAGGUUCCUCAUGAGCACAAUUAAAAAAAAAAGUGUUCAGGAAUUCACAUUUUCCACAAUGUUUUCCAUAAUCUGUUAUGAUCCACACAGUCAGUCAUAGUCGACUUAGCAUAGUCGAUAAAACACAGGUAAACACCUUUCUGGUAUCCUCUGCUUUCAGUCAGGAUCCAUCUGACAUCAGUAAUGAUAUCCCUGGUUCCAUGUCCUCUUCUAAAACCAGCUUGAAUUUCUGGCUUUUCCCUGUCAAUAUACUGCUGCAGCCACUUUUGAAUGAUCUUCAGCAAAAUUUUGCUUGUAUGUGACAUUAAUGAUAU
Loxodonta africana (African savanna elephant) is the source of this 7608-nucleotide messenger RNA. Its product is annotated as olfactory receptor 5V1-like. Lineage: Eukaryota; Metazoa; Chordata; Mammalia; Proboscidea; Elephantidae. The transcript has a single exon. Gene Ontology annotation, biological process: G protein-coupled receptor signaling pathway. The record is from RefSeq and is a predicted model, not a curated record. Gene Ontology annotation, molecular function: olfactory receptor activity; G protein-coupled receptor activity; odorant binding. Gene Ontology annotation, cellular component: membrane. Bases 2721 to 3668 code for a protein of 315 amino acids.